CAAUCUAACUGCAUUUUCGGAAACCCACCACUGACACUAAGCAUACACUUCAGGACUUCGCUAUAACAAGCAAGAAUUCCCACGUUGUCAUCAUUCUUCAAGAUCCAACAGUUUAGAAGAUUAACUACCUGUGUACAUUUGUACUACAUUUUAAUCUCUAUCGGGAAUGGCGGAGGAAGUAACGAAAGGUGCGGACCAACUAUCCGUAGGUGAGCUGUACGUGUCUGACAAAAAAGGAAGUGAUCAGGAUGGUGACGGAUCCGAACAGAAACCAUUUAAAACUCCUUUAAAGGCGUUGUCAUCUGUGGGAAAGGAGCCCUUCCCAACUAUAUAUGUGGAUUCUCAGAAGGAGGGAGAGCUUUGGGCAGUGAUCUCAAAGACUCAGAUGAAGAAUGCAAAGAAGCAAUUGAACCGGGAGCAGGUGAAGAAGGAUACCAAAGACAAAAAUGAGACAGAAGACAAUGACAGAAGAGAGAAAAACUUGGAGGAAGCAAAGAAAAUCGUCAUCGAGCAAGACCUAAGCCUUCCAGAGCCUAAAACGGCUAAGAUUCAUCAACUUGAGCCACUGAGGGAGCAGAGGGUGAAGGUGUUUGGUUGGGUGCACCGCCUGAGGAGGCAAGGAAAAAAUCUUCUCUUCAUUGUCCUGAGGGAUGGGACUGGUUACUUGCAGUGUGUUCUUACGGAUAAAUUGUGUCAGUGCUACAAUGCCCUUGUCCUGUCGACUGAGAGCACUGUUGCCUUGUAUGGGACGGUGAAGCCAGUGCUAGAGGGUAAACAGGCCCCCGGUGGCCACGAGCUGCACUGCGACUUCUGGGAGCUGGUGGGUCUGGCCCCGGCUGGUGGCGCUGACAACCUGCUGAACGAGGAGUCCGACGUGGACGUCCAGCUCAACAACCGGCACAUGCUGAUCCGCGGGGAGAACGUGUCCAAGAUUCUCCGUGUUCGCUCCACCGUCACACAGUGCUUCAGGGACCAUUUCUUCAACCGUGGAUACUACGAGAUCACCCCUCCCACCCUAGUGCAGACCCAGGUGGAGGGAGGCUCCACCCUCUUCAACCUGAACUACUUUGGGGAGGAGGCAUUCCUCACCCAGUCCUCCCAGCUGUACCUGGAGACCUGCAUCCCAGCCUUGGGAGACACCUUCUGCAUUGCCCAGUCGUACCGUGCCGAGCAGUCCCGCACACGCAGGCACCUGUCCGAGUACACUCACAUAGAGGCCGAGUGUCCCUUCAUGACCUACGAGGACCUUCUGACCCGCCUGGAGGACCUGGUGUGUGACGUGGUGGAUCGUGUUCUCAAAUCUCCGGCUGCUCCUCUCCUCUAUGAAGUCAACCCUAACUUCAAGCCACCAAAGAGGCCCUUCAAGAGGAUGAACUACACCGACGCAAUUGUCUGGCUGAAAGAACAUGACAUCAAGAAGGAUGAUGGCACCUACUAUGAAUUCGGAGAGGACAUCCCCGAAGCCCCUGAGAGGCUGAUGACCGACAGCAUCAACGAGACCAUCCUGCUUUGCCGCUUCCCUGCCGAGAUCAAGUCCUUCUACAUGCAGCGCUGCCCCGAGGACCGGCGUCUCACCGAGUCGGUGGAUGUGCUGAUGCCUAAUGUUGGAGAGAUUGUGGGAGGGUCCAUGCGUAUCUGGGAUGCUGAGGAGCUACUGGAGGGGUACAAGAGGGAAGGCAUUGACCCGACCCCCUACUACUGGUACACUGACCAGAGGAAGUAUGGAACCUGUCCUCACGGUGGCUACGGCCUGGGCCUGGAGCGCUUCCUCACCUGGCUGCUGAACAGACAUCACAUCAGGGAUGUCUGUCUCUACCCCCGCUUCAUCCAGCGCUGUCGACCCUGAGCUACUUUAACAGAGCUCUAAACACGCACCAAGUGCGAGCAUAAAGGCACGCUUAAUGAGCCCUGGAAUAUUCUGACGCUCUCUACAACGUAAAAAAAAAAGAGUCAUAUAAUGGCAUGUAAUGUAUGAUGUUGCAACAUUUACCACCACUCACAUAUUCUUGCUUUCAAGUCUACCAAUAAAUAAUUCUGUGCUCAA
Hypomesus transpacificus is the source of this 2044-nucleotide messenger RNA. It is a transcript of the gene nars1, whose product is annotated as asparaginyl-tRNA synthetase 1. Gene Ontology annotation, molecular function: nucleic acid binding; asparagine-tRNA ligase activity; ATP binding. The transcript is spliced from 15 exons. Gene Ontology annotation, cellular component: cytoplasm. The record is from RefSeq and is a predicted model, not a curated record. Gene Ontology annotation, biological process: asparaginyl-tRNA aminoacylation. Lineage: Eukaryota; Metazoa; Chordata; Actinopteri; Osmeriformes; Osmeridae. The coding region runs from base 167 to 1846 and encodes 559 amino acids.